CACUCACUCACUCGCUCGCUCGCUCGCUCGCUCCAUCAAUCAAUCAGUCCAUGGCAAAUGGGGGGCUGUGCCGCAAGCCUCCAUGCAAACCACCCUAGCAGUCGUAGCGCCAACGCGAACAAACACGAGGCUCAGCUGCACCGUCUCGGGCGCCAUGUUGUCCAGCUUGCCCUCGCGCCCACAGGAACCUCCCACAACGCCUUGUUGUUGUGGUUGUUGUCGACUUUGUAUCUUGACUCUUCUGUCCUUGGGCGCCGCCGUCGCCGCCCCAAGAGAACCUUGCAAGUCGACGCCUCCCACGGCAUGGCGGCCAGGAGGGGGGAUGGGAUGCCCUGCUCGUCUGCCUGCCCUGCCCUGCCCUGCCGGCCGGCCAGCCUGCAGGAUGGAUGCAUGCUUCGUACAUGUAGCCGGGCGCGCAUGCUGUCAUGGCUCCGUGCCAUGGCCUCUCAGCCUCCGCUCCGUCUCCUCGUCUGCCGACCAUACCACGCCAUGAGGACACAAUCGUUGACCUCGUGUCGCGAGACCGAUGACGACCACAGACACCAUGACAGACCCAUUUGACGACGCCAACAUCUCUCGCAAGCCGACGGACUGGCCGGCGCCCAACGCCGCGGUCAACGGUUCCUCGGCAACCCCCGGCGAGUACGUCGACUACUUCGACGACCCCUUCGCCGUGCUGGAGCAGCUCCAGAACCGCUGGAGGAGCAAGGACCGCCGCGGCGAGACGGCCUGGUCCGCAGAGAACCUCCCAGACGUCGACCUGACGGACGUGGACUGGCACCGGUACGAGCCGCCGGCCUCUCUCAGCAAGACACCCAACGUCACAUGCCAGAUACUGCUCGACAUCGUCGCGUCUUCCAUCGACGUCGUCAGGGAGCGAAAUGCCAGCGAGGACCGCCAGAGACAAGACGAUGAAGACCGGCGCAAGGUGGCCGAGGAGGAAGCCGCUCACCGGGCUCGACACGGCAGCGACUACUCGGAGCCAUAUCUCCCCAUCAUCAUACGCCCAGAGCAUCCUGCGCUGCAGACGACCGUCGCCCACACGCGCUCGGUCGACUCUGCCAUCGGGAUGCCGCCGCCGCCGCCAUCAUCAUCACCGCCGCCAGCACCGCUGCGGAGAGCCCCGUCUGUCGCGUCGGCCGCCUUCGCAGCCAAGGUCGAGAAGCGUCGCGGGUUCGCCCUGAAGCGGCUGUUCCACCGCAAGGCCGGAGACGGGGAGAGCAGCGCGGGCGGCGGCGCGCGGGAGGCGCUGCGGCAGCAGCUCGAGGCCGCGCUCGGCCGUCUCGACGUCGCGUCCACCGACUCGCACACGCAGAGGACGCUCCAGAAGCUGCGCAAGUCUGGCUUCUACGACGGGCUCGGCGUGGCCGCAGAGGUCGAAUGCGUUUCAUGCCUCGACGACGUGCCCCAACGGGACUGCGUCAAGCUCGUCUGCCACAGCUACUGCCGCGAGUGCUUCGUCCGUCUCAUCACCGCCGCGGUGCAGAACGAGCAACAGUGGCCGCCAAAGUGCUGCCUGAACCAGAUUCCGUUCCGCACGGUCCUCAAGCACAUCCCCGACGGCCUGAAGAAGACGUUUCAGCAGAGGGCGUCAGAGUGGGAGGUCCCCGUGAGCGAGCGCGUGUACUGCCACCGCCCAGACUGCGCGCUCUGGGUCCAGCCGCGCAACAUCACCAUGGCGAAGCGCCAGGGCCGCUGCGAGCGAGGACACCUGACGUGCACAACCUGUCGGGGACGGCACCACGGGACGGGAGAGUGCCCCGAGGAUCGCGACAUGGACUUGACAAACGUGCUGGCCGAGGAGGAGGGGUGGAAGCGGUGCUCGAGCUGCAACGCCCUCGUCGAGCACAGGGAGGCGUGCCAGCACAUGACGUGCCGGUGCGGCCACCAGUUCUGCUACGUCUGCGGGCAGCGCUGGAGGACGUGCUCGUGCACCAUGGACGCGCUGCACGCACUCAAGGGGGCCGCCCAGGAGCGCCGGGAACAUCGCCUGUUUAGGGAGCAGACCGAGGCGGCGGAGCUGCGGCAGAUCCUCGCGCAAAUCGAAAUGUUUGAGCAGGAGCAGGCCAGGAGGGCCGAGCUGGAGAGGCAGGAGCAGGCGCGGCUGGCCGAGGAGCGCUGGCAGAGGCAAAUCAAGGAGCGCAUCCGCCAAGAGACGGUGCGUCGAAGGGAGGUCGAGCUCAAGUACGAGGAAGCGCGACACGGGCUAGACGAACUCCACGAGCUUCAGCGAGUCAUGGCGAACACGCAACAGGAGGAGGAAGCGCGGGAUCUGGUCAAGGACAGCGAGGCGAAGCGGGCGGAGCUCGACAUACAGCAACAAGAGCAGCGCGCAAGCGUCGAGACACUCGUGCAGUCGCGGAUGGCGGCCAAGGAGAAGGCGUUCGCGCGCGAGUACGCACUGCGCGCGGCACAGGAGCGCAAGAUGGAGGGCGAGUACGAGGAGCAACUGCAGGCGUUCUGGAUCGGCAAGCCCGACGCGGCGGCCAAGGUGGAGGCGGCGAUGCGGCCGCUGCGGCGGCGCAUGGACAAGGGCCUGCGGCUGUGGCAGCAGUGGCGGGACGAGGAGCUGGCGCAGUACAGGACGCGGCUCGAGGACGAGCGGACGAUCCGCGAGGAGCUCAUGUACAGCGCGCGGCACCGGCUCGCGGCGCGGCUCGAGGACGUCGGGGAAGAAGCGAGGCGGCGGGCGGCGGCAGAGCGCAAGUGGCUGCGUGAGGUGGUGCUGGAGCGGGAGCGGAUGCUCGGGGCGCGCGAGGUAGAGGAGAUGGAGGGCGAUGCCGACAGCCUGUUUGCGUUGGACGAGGAGGCGCCCGAGGGCGGUGUUGGUGCUGCUGCCGCGUCAGGGUCCGGGUCAUGAUGAUGGACGGGACAUGAUGGCGAGGAG
Molecule: messenger RNA, 2887 nt
Organism: Purpureocillium takamizusanense
Lineage: Eukaryota; Fungi; Ascomycota; Sordariomycetes; Hypocreales; Ophiocordycipitaceae
Exons: 4
Coding region: 527-2860 (777 amino acids)
Biological process (GO): ubiquitin-dependent protein catabolic process; protein polyubiquitination; positive regulation of proteasomal ubiquitin-dependent protein catabolic process
Cellular component (GO): cytoplasm; ubiquitin ligase complex
Molecular function (GO): ubiquitin protein ligase activity; zinc ion binding; ubiquitin conjugating enzyme binding
Source: RefSeq, a predicted model, not a curated record